AUGAUGCCCGUGUCUCAAUCCCUGAAAUUACGCCACCUCCAACCACAGAUCCUGCUCUCCUACAAUUGCUCUCCAUCUUCUUCCUGGUAUGCAAGUUACAGCUCAGAGUACGGCGCCGGGGCGGUCAGAUCUGCAUGCAGCUGCCUGAGAGACGGCAAUGAUUGCCAGCACAAGGACACGAAGAUCAACAGUAAGCGAAAAAGAAAUAAAUAUACCAUCCAGUCACGAUCUGGUACUCUGAUCACGCGAUCUACAGUCCUCACCACGACAAUAUCCACAAGAGGCUCUACCAUCAUUUCCACCGAGACAAGCAUAACCACAAAUUCUCCUAAUCCCACAUCUAGGUCCCAGCCGUCAUCCCACACAAGAACAACCCAAGUCCCAAUCAGCGCCCCAUCCUCCUUUAGACUCUACUACAACCUCAACGGCGGCCGCCAAUACGCCAUCUCCGCUCGCCGCCCAGGCCAAAACGAAGAUCAAGACACCCGCUUCCUCUCAUCCUCCCCCUCAAACGGCGACACUUUCACCCUCGACACCAACGGCCGCCUCAUCGAUACUAAAGGCGCAAACGCCAUCGCUGUAGCUACCGAUCAAGCUCCCUACAAGUACCUCUACCUCGACCAAGACAUCAAUAACCUCGGCCCUAAUGUUCCGAGAUGUACUUGGUGCAAUGGACCUUUGAAUUGCGAUUACCCUGCUGCGAAUGCUGGAGGAAAUUCUUCGGCGAGCAAUUCCACGAGUUUUUAUAGUUGUGGUGGAGGCUUUUUGGUCCUUAGUGAGAGUAAUUCUUGGGUUGAGGGGGGCAGUUGUCAGAGGGUUACGAUGCAGUUGGAGGGGGUGAGAGGUGGUGAGGCUGCUGCGACUGGAUCUACGAGUACGUCGCCUGCUUCAACUACUACCGAUGAUCGUACGUUCACCUCAGAGCCUACUUCGGACGCUACCACCGCCACUACUACGGAUGACGGUUCCGAGCCAACGACUCCUAGUACCGAUGAUACUCCUCCGGUUUUGAGAAAUCCACCACCUACGCGGUAUAGGUAG
Molecule: messenger RNA, 1041 nt
Organism: Pseudocercospora fijiensis CIRAD86
Lineage: Eukaryota; Fungi; Ascomycota; Dothideomycetes; Mycosphaerellales; Mycosphaerellaceae
Exons: 7
Coding region: 1-1041 (346 amino acids)
Source: RefSeq, a predicted model, not a curated record